Talaromyces amestolkiae is the source of this 2148-nucleotide messenger RNA. RefSeq lists its product as uncharacterized. Bases 1 to 2148 code for a protein of 715 amino acids. Gene Ontology annotation, cellular component: membrane. The record is from RefSeq and is a predicted model, not a curated record. Gene Ontology annotation, biological process: potassium ion transmembrane transport; stabilization of membrane potential. The transcript is spliced from 4 exons. NCBI's taxonomy places the organism in Eukaryota, Fungi, Ascomycota, Eurotiomycetes, Eurotiales, Trichocomaceae. Gene Ontology annotation, molecular function: potassium ion leak channel activity.
AUGGAUUCAAACGAUUCCGCGGAGGGACCACACAUUAUAUUCAGAGCCGAGAAUGAGGCUGAAGUCUACCGAUCGAGAUGGAUUUGGAGUUUGAGUCAAUUCCGGGAAACUUUCAAUGAAUGGCAGAAUGGGGAAGAGGAUCAGACACAAGAUUGGUGGAUAGCCUCAACGGCUAUUCCGCUUGUGGCCGCAACUACAGCUCCGCUGGCCAAUCUUAUGUCUGUUGUGGCUUUGGUGACUUCGUGGCGAAAUGAGAUUCACCCCAAUCAGCUCGAUAGUAUAGGAAGAACACUUCAAACUGGCAUCAAGGACUCUAGUUGGUGUAUGGGCCUUAAUGCUUCGUCUUUGGUCUUUGGGGUGCUGGGCAAUCUAUUUCUCCUCUUCAAUUUUACGCAAAAAAUGCGGUACAUUUUUGCCUUACCGGCUUCUAUAGGCCUAUGGUUUCUGGCCACCGGGAUACUGGCAGGGAUAAUAGCAUCUGUGCAUAUUUAUMCCCCGCCAGUGCCCCCAGGCGAGCUGUUCUCCCAAGGCUACUGGAGCGCCGUGAUAGCAGCCGUCCUUUACUUUAUAUUAGCCGUAAUGCUAAUGAUCAACAUGCUGGGUUAUGUCCUGGGCCACUAUCCUGAACAUUUCGCCCUUACAGACGAUCAACGAACGCUAAUCUUGCAGACGACUUCCUUCAUGAUUUGGCUUGCCAUUGGCGCCGCUAUGUAUCAGCAGCUAGUAGACAUCAGCUUCUCCGAUGCCUUGUACUUUUCAGAUGUGACAGUGCUCACCUUGGGAUAUGGUGAUAUUACCGCAGGAAAUGACGUGGCGAGAGGAUUGAUUUUCCCAUAUGCAGUUAUUGGGAUCAUUAUUUUGGCUCUCAUUGUUGCGAGUAUCAGUCGAUUCGCGCGAGAGCUCACUAAUGCCAAUGUUGUCAAGGGCCAUCUUCACCGAAGAAGAGUGGAAGUCUUGAAACGGUCUACUACUAUCGAUGAAGAAUAUGAAAGAACCCCUGAAGGUCGGAAACGAAAAUUUCAAGAAGCUGAGAAGCUCGCGGGACGGCGUAGACCGCUACAGAAUAUGGUUUCUAAUUUCGUCAACCCCAAUAGAUCAAGAACAAUAAUCAUGCGCGAGGAAAAGGACCGCUUCAAUGCCAUGAGAGCUAUACAGGAUGAAACUUUAAGGUUUCGCCGCUGGAUGUCCCUCUUUAUGAGUCUCGUCGCUUUCGCCAUUGUCUGGUGCGGAGGAGCGGGCGUCUUCUCGAGACUCGAGAAUAUUACCUACUUCAACGCGCUGUAUUUUGGAUUUUGCUCUUUGCUCACCAUCGGGUAUGGAGAUAUCACACCGCAGAGUAACGGUGGACGACCGUUCUUCAUCGUUUGGUCCCUAAUCGCUAUACCCACAAUGACGAUCCUCAUCUCCAAAAUGAGCGACACGAUCCUUGCCGGCGUCGACAACGCGACAAACUACAUUGCGGAAUUCACGGUACUACCUAAAGAGGGCCGAUAUGUCGAAUUCAUAUCCCAAUUCCCCAAGGUCCGGGAAUGGCUCGAAAGACGAGCUGAAAGAAUACGUAUUGAGCGAGGCUUUACCGUUGGAGAACAGGACCCCGAAAACAUCGAUGAAGCGUCAGGCAAAAAAAAGGCAACUACCGACUAUGAGCGUGCUCACCCUCGUCCUCGAACAAUUGAAGAGCUCGAGAAACACCGCCGAUCGCCGACACGCCUUGCACGGGAUUUGAUAUUCGCCAUUCGCAGAGUCACGCAGGACGUGGUUGCAGGAGACAUCAAACGAUAUACGUACGAAGAAUGGGUCGAGUUUACGCAACUCAUCCGCUUUACCAAUCCAAACACAAAACAACAAGGCCCAGAAGUCAAUAUUGAUGAGAAUGAAUGGGGCCUGAUAGAAUGGGAUUGGAUGGGCGAGAAUAGUCCCAUGAUGGCGGAACAGACGGAAUCUGAAUGGGUUUUGAAUCGUCUGACGGAAAGUUUGUUGCGGUAUAUGGCUCGUAUAGAGUCACAACAAGAUGGGAAGUCUCAAUGGCGGCGUAGUAUAUCCAUUGGUGAUGAGCACUGGGGAAAGGAUGAUGAGGGACGUGCUGAAUCCUCCUCUUCGUCGGACUUGAAGAGUCGUAAGACGGCCAGUGAGCCUGGGAAUAUUUAG